Messenger RNA from Didymella exigua CBS 183.55, 2912 nucleotides. RefSeq lists its product as uncharacterized. Lineage: Eukaryota; Fungi; Ascomycota; Dothideomycetes; Pleosporales; Didymellaceae. The transcript has 3 exons. The record is from RefSeq and is a predicted model, not a curated record. The coding region runs from base 136 to 2526 and encodes 796 amino acids.
GGUUGUGUUCGUCGCCCGUUCAGCUCACGCAAAACAGGUUUGUUUAUUUGUUUCCUUUCACCUUGUGUGCAGUACUCACGGUCGAGGUAGGACACAGCGUGUCACGCUGUCCGUUUGCACCUCGACGCGUCAAACAUGGCGCUAGCAGCGCUCGAGUCCUUUGGUCUCUCACAACACUCCGCGUUCUGCCCUCCGCCGCUGCACAUACAGAAGAAGCGCAGAGCCACAUUCCGCAAACGCAUCUUCCGUAAGUCGACCCAUCAUCGAGUCGACGACAAGUAUGUGUAUGGUCCGUUAGACGACAUCAUCAACGAGAUAAGAAGCGACAUCUGGGAGUCACCACAGGACUACAGCACUGAAGCAUAUCCUCUCGGUUGGGCCGCUUCGCUCGAGGUGCCAUCGACUUGGACCGUAACACCCUUGCCUGUCAGUCGAUUGCCCAGCAACCAACCUCUGACGAUACGCAAGAACAGGGAAAGUCGUUCUUCGACAUCGGGCUCCAGUAUGGGUGACCCAGCAAACUUCGCGCGCACCAGCAGUCAUGACAACGCAUUCAACGGUGGACCAGUAGGCGCGCCUGCCUCAACAACCGCCCCAUGGCCUUUGUUUGAUGCCCCUAUGUCGUACGAAGCAGCGCACGCGCCAGUCGUGUCAGGCACUGCUGGCCAUACCUACCACACCGAAGCCGCCGAGAAUCUCAGCCAGAGUGCGGACGAUCGCCCUGUCCCUACCAAGCGCCGUCCUUCUGUUCUUCGGCUAUUCACUGGCCUGUCUCGUCUGCGGCGGACAGAUACUGGCGAAACAAGUGGCAGCAGCGGUGAUGCGUCAGACUCGGCCUGGCCCACUACACUCGAACUCCAUGAUGAGGCCGACGUCAGCGAAGACCCGUCACCGGAGCCAAGCGAAGACGCUGUCGAGGCAUAUAUUAGGAAGCAUGCACGCAACGGGGCAAGGCUAGGAUCAAUCAUGGGCCGUAUUGCCAGACGACUUCCUUCACCUAUGGAACACCGCCACGAAGAACCCGAGGCUGAAAACAUAGCCACUUGCGGGAAGAAUCCCACAACAUUGCGAGCUGCUGUCAGAGUCUUUUCUGAGGUUGCUCAGCUAGCCGGGGAGGGGCAACAAGAAUUCUGGGUCGCUGUGGAGACUGAAGGCGCUCUCCACAAUCGUGGGCUGCUUCCAGAAAGUACUAUCGAUGUCAUCUUUGUGGUUGAUAACGCGUACUAUGUCAGCAAAGAGUGUCUAGGUAGAGCUCUGGACGCCGUAAACAGUGCUCUCUAUCACAUCGACCGGAGUGACCGUGUAGCGCUCUACACCACACACUGCACUCAUCAGUCUGUUACAGGAAACAGACCAGAUGUACUAUUUCCACUUGGACACUUCAACACAAAUACCGAAGAAACGUUCCGCGAUCUCACCGCAUCUAUCGCCAAAUGCGGCACACAAGCGUGGAAACCACCUCGACCAAACCCAUUGAUGGCUGAGGUCAUCCUGGGUGUGGUCAAGUCCGUCGAGGACAAGAACCUGAAAUACCGACGUACCCAUGUUGUAUUACUCUCUCCAGCCGCACACAUCCUGCACGAUGUAUCAAAGUCUUGUCCAGACCUAUAUGUCCAUCAGAUCAAUCCUGCAGCUAUCCCAUUCCGGCGCUCCCCUGACGCUAGCGAUGUGCAAUGCGUCGAAGAAUGCUGCAAGAACUUCUUCAUUAGCAACUGGAACCAGUACCAAUCUCUUCCGGGGCGUAUCAAGCGUGUUCUCAAGUACGCUCGGUCGGUGAAGCCAGUGGGUGAGAUCAACAAGGUUUGCGUCGACCUUCGAGCCCGGGAUGGCUGCGAGAUUGUUGAAUUCUCAGGCAACAAGGAUAUCGCGAGUUUACGUCUUGGCCAGGUCCAUACAGUGUUUGCCAAAGUCCGUGUCGGACGAUCAGCAACCAAAGAGGUGGACCUGCUCUCCAAGAACCCAAUUUUUAACUCCUCAUUGGACGUCAAGGAUCUCAGACAGCAGCUACAGAAUGCCGCAACCGUAGGUGCUGUCAAGGUGCACUUGCUAGAUGUCCAAGUCUACCAUCAGAACACGCUGCAUGGAAAUGAUUGCUGGAAUUAUACUGAGACACCCUUCCUCGUCGUCCGCGACUUGGGUGGCCUAGCUCCUCCGUUCGACACCGCUGUGGAGGUACAGAAGCGUCGACUGUUCCACGACUUCGUUCAGCUGCAGUCGGAUGCAGCAAAGGCAGAAGCUAAUGCUUUUCUUGCCUCUUUGACCAACAGCCAAGGACCUCUGAAGAGGCUCGUACAACGCACGUUGAAGGAAGUCGAUCGAUACGAACAAGUGCUCAAGUACGAGCAAGAGCACCGUCAGAGACUACCAUUAUGUCCAGGUCCGAUCGCCAUCGAGGCUUCACCUCACGAAUGGCUUGUGGGCGUUUGGAACAGAAAGAAGAUCAAGCGUCAGGGUAUCGCCAUGGUCGAAGAGGAGGAAAUUAAUGGUCUCAUUGACGGUCUGUACGGUCUGGAGCGGCUGGGCUGAAUUGACAGCCAUCGAAACUUCAGGACGGGCUGAAUUUUAACAUGUUUGAAUGGUGAUCUUGUGAUUGUUGGGUUACCAUAUUCUGGAACGUGUUUCGGAAUUUGGGGCGUUACAAUUCGGUACAAACCGAGCGAGGAGGCAUGCGUACUAGUCGACGCGCAGGUUUACGCGAUAACGCAACAUGUAAUACGGCGGUCUUAUGCAUUUCGACGGACGUAUGUCCGGACAUCUUUAGCAAAAGCUACGAUAAAACCUUUGUGCCAAAAGCAUAAUUUCGCUCAGCUUACUUUAUCCAAGGUUUCCUUCGGCUAAACUCUCCUGCCCAACCGUCGGAGCUUUCCCCGCAACGCAAACCGCAAAGCGUAGCGAGCAUCAUCAGUGCCCAA